GAUUAUAAAGCCAUCCAAAAAUAAAAGCCCCUCUCUUUCUCUCUCUCUCCCUCUCUCCACCGCGAUACCCGGAGCGACUCUCUCACCGGAGCUCGGGUCGGGUCGGGUCCUUUUGACUUUGAGUCUUCACGGAGCUGAAGCUGAAAAAGCUGCUGUCUUUGACUCCAAGUCGGUUCGUCUCGCCACAAAAUGGGCUGCGCCGGAUCGUCUCAGAGCAAAGAAGACGGAGCUUUGAAAAAGAUACGGAAGCCUAAACCUUGGAAGCAUCCCCAGCCACUAACAAAGACUCAGCUCUUGCAGUUGCGUGAAGAGUUUUGGGACACGGCUCCUCACUAUGGUGGCAGGAAAGAGAUCUGGGAUGCUCUUCGAGCUGCUGCUGAGGCAGAUAUCAGUCUAGCACAAGCUAUUGUUGACAGUGCUGGGGUAAUUGUACAGAGUGCUGAUUUGACAAUUUGCUAUGAUGAAAGAGGUGCAAAAUACGAACUGCCCAAGUAUGUUUUGAGUGAGCCAACCAACUUGAUUCGAGAGAAUUAACAUGAGCUGAUGAUAUGGAAAAAUUUGUUCACAAGAUUGAAUGUAAAUCAUAUGUACAUUAUACUCAUUCUGUUCCGUAUGUUUAACAGAGUAGGCAACUCCAGUCUGUUUGAUCGUCUUAGUUUGCUGUAAGUUUCUUUGGUUAGUUGGACAUGAUUGCAACUGUUUGGAU
This is a messenger RNA of Argentina anserina (silverweed cinquefoil), 706 nucleotides long. RefSeq lists its product as uncharacterized. NCBI's taxonomy places the organism in Eukaryota, Viridiplantae, Streptophyta, Magnoliopsida, Rosales, Rosaceae. The transcript is spliced from 4 exons. Bases 190 to 534 code for a protein of 114 amino acids. The record is from RefSeq and is a predicted model, not a curated record.